This is a messenger RNA of Moneuplotes crassus, 1028 nucleotides long. Lineage: Eukaryota; Ciliophora; Spirotrichea; Euplotida; Euplotidae. The record is from the annotation of a GenBank genome assembly.
UCUUAUUUCGAAUGGAAUUACUAAAUAGAACAAACUGCUGAGUUGGUGAAUCUUCUCAGACCUUUGAACAAGAGAUUGCAGAAAUUAUUUGUCAAUCAUCAAUGACAUUAUACAACCUUGUUAAUGCCUCAAAAGCUAACAAAAUGAUUGAUGCGAGCAGAGAUGCAGGGCUUUCUUCAAAUUUUGGAGCAAAUGAUGCACAAAAAUCGGAGAAAUUGACACUGAAGGGUACUCAAAUAACCGAGAAUCCGCUUUUACGGAGUAAUGGUCAGAAUUUUCAGAACUCUACCUCUCCAAAUUUCAACAUGAAAGAAACGAUUUCUGGGAAGAUCAUUAACCCAAAAGCUUCCAACUCAGACAACUUAACCAACAAGAAUAACUUGUCUGUGACGUACAAAGAAUCCACCAAUACAACUGGUGAGAACAUUGUUAAUAACCAACAGAAAGUGUUUAAGUCUAUCAAAGAUAUCGACCAGUUGCCCUUUGAAGACAACAGCUUUGAUGCUUACAUAUCUAAUCUGACCUUCCAAUCCAACCCAAACUACCUGAAUGCUCUGUGAGAGUCUUACAGGGUGCUCUCGAAAGGAGGCCGGACUGCCUUCUCGAUCUGGGGCAGAGAGGAAAACUGUGCCUUCCUCACAUUUCUCCCAAGCAUUUUGGAAUCCCAUGGUGUCAUUGUUGCUCCAGAGAAUGAUAUCGAUUUCGAUCUCAUCUCAAUCGACCAAGUCAUUGAGGAUGCUAGAGACAUUGGGUUCCGGACAGUCAAGAAAAUUCACAUCCCUUUCUACUAUUUCAUAAUGGAUGCUGAAGAGAUGUGGGAGUUUCUUGAAAAUAGCUGUCAUCGGAAACAACUCUCCGAACUCGACGAAGAGACUCUCCGAGCAGUAAAGGAAGACUUCUUUCUAGAGUUCGACAAUCGCUUCGGUGACCAGACCGAUGAGAUGAUUGGCUUCGAGGUCACUUUUAUCCUCGCAGUGAAAUAAUCUGCAUUAAAUAAUUUCUUUUUAAAAUAUUUAACUAUUGGCUAA